Vitis vinifera (wine grape) is the source of this 863-nucleotide messenger RNA. RefSeq names its product GCN5-related N-acetyltransferase 1, chloroplastic. Bases 262 to 810 code for a protein of 182 amino acids. Gene Ontology annotation, cellular component: cytoplasm. Gene Ontology annotation, molecular function: N-acetyltransferase activity. The record is from RefSeq and is a predicted model, not a curated record. The transcript has a single exon. Lineage: Eukaryota; Viridiplantae; Streptophyta; Magnoliopsida; Vitales; Vitaceae.
CCCUUUUUCUAGGUUAUUAAUUCAUUCAUAUUUUUCAAACAAGAAAAGAAUAAUCUUAUUGUAAUUCUCCAACAAUCAAUUCAAAAGCAAAGAAUAAUCUUAAAAAGGAAGGGUGUUUUGGUCAUUAAGACCAACAAGAUUGCAAACCCAAUCUCCCUACUGUCGUUAAAAGCCACAAGUCAAAUUCGGCUCCGAAAUAUCACUCAUCCACCUGCAUUUUUCUUCGUCUCGAUCAUCUCUCCCACAAAACAAAGUACAAGAAUGUUGCUACGUGGCAUCGUAUCGGCCCCUCUACCCUCAACCCUCUCCCUCAAAGCUUCCGCCCGGCCCUCCCAAAACGCCAGCCUUUCCUUCUCCAUCUCCGACCAGGAACUGGAGUCCCGAGGGUUCAGCCUCCGCCGUUCCAUCGCGGACCUGAACCUGGACCACCUGAACUCCGUCUUCGUAGCCGUGGGAUUCCCGAAGCGGGACACGGAGAAGAUCAGAGUAGCUCUGGAGAACACGGAAUCGGUGCAGUGGGUAGAGUACAGGAAGACGCAGAGGCCAGUGGCGUUCGCGAGAGCCACAGGGGACGGGGUGUUCAACGCCAUCAUAUGGGACGUGGUGGUGGACCCGUCUUUCCAAGGGAUUGGUCUGGGGAAGGCUGUGAUGGAGAGGCUGUUGGAGGAGCUGUUAGGGAAAGGCAUCACCAACAUUGGACUGUAUUCGGAGCCCCGCGUGCUGGGGUUUUACAGGCCCCUGGGUUUUGUUGCGGAUCCGGAUGGGAUCCGAGGCAUGGUGUAUUCCAGGAAGCGAAACAAUAAAUUUUAAUUAACAUUCUCUUUUGUUACACAUAAAGGUUGAAUUAUUUGAUUUUUAUUUUA